Molecule: messenger RNA, 13386 nt
Organism: Dicrocoelium dendriticum
Lineage: Eukaryota; Metazoa; Platyhelminthes; Trematoda; Plagiorchiida; Dicrocoeliidae
Source: the annotation of a GenBank genome assembly
GUAUCCAUCUCAGACCAAGGCUCUCCGGAGAAAACGGUAGAAGUUAACGUUCGAAUUGUCGUAUUCGAUGCUAAUGAUCACACUCCGAGAUUCAUGCCAUUGAGCCCAAAUGUCUUGAGGCAUUCGACGCUCCUCACCUAUUACUUCCGCGUUUAUGAUUCCGAACAAGACUCCACUUUAGGUUGUGUCGGGCGCGUGUUCGCAGUGGAUUUGGAUGAUUCUUUGAACGGUACGGUGGUGUAUUGGCGCGACAGGUCUUCCAAAUUUGACGGAAACAACAGCUAUUCAGACGGUGGCUUUGAUGUUCAUCCUGAAACUGGCGACAUAUGCUCAAGCUUCUUUCCUCUUCAACCCGGUGAAUACGAAAUACGAGUUUUUGCCAAGGAUCAAGGGCAGCCACAACGUGUCGCUAAUGAUAACACUUCGGUCGUCGUUCACGUUACCGUGCUUCAAAGCCCCUCGUCUGGUAAACCGAAUGGUGCGUUGCACUUCACCGAUGUUCCGCCCAAGGUGUUCGUCAUUCAAAGCAGUAGGACUCGUGGAAGCAAAUUGUUCACUUUCUCCGUGAUGGAUUCCUUGGAUCAGGACGGUACAAUCCUAACGUAUUCGCUCAGCACCCCCAAUGGCUCUCGGCUAUUUCCGUUCUGUCUGAAUUUGACUUCCCACGCGGGCGGAUAUGUGUUGCUUACCGAAUCGCUUCCCAGGGACCUGGAGAUCACUUAUCAGAUUCUCCUCACUGUUUCGAACGGAUUCCAGCGCCUGACAUCAAGAAUCACCAUUUCCAUCAAAGCUCUUGACAUCUUCGGACCCAAAUUCUUACCCAAAGAGUUUGGUAAACAUUCUGCGGGCCAAAUAUCAGUGACACAGACGCCUGGUUCCACAAGUCUGAAGGUGUUCAUUGGGCUCAAUGAAUCUGUGUUGGUUGGUAGCCUUGUGUGCCAGCUUGUUGCACGCACACACACCUACUUUGAGGGACGGUCGACCCUGGAGUACACAGUUGUCUCGGUUGGUCAGGUUGCCACGCGUUUCUCAUUCAGCCUGAACAACCAUACAGGUGAACUCCGCAUCGCACGUCCUCUUGAUCACGAGUCAGUGGCUUGGCAUAGUCUGCUGAUUGCUGUUCGCGACGCGCAGAGACCCACGCUAUCGUGCUUCGUCCAAGUUUUCAUCAAUGUUUCCGACAUCAACGAAUACGCUCCGCUCUUUGUGGGCUUUCCGGUCCCACUCACUAAUACCUCAAAGAUUGUGCCUGCUAAUGAUCAUUUGGUUUUUUACACUUCUGGCACCGCCUCCGUCGGCACCGUCGUAGGUCGAGUUACUGCCAUCGACCUCGAUCACUCUGACACUGGGUGUAUCACCUAUUCUCUUAUUGGUGGAGAUACUGUUGACUACUUUUCGAUCGAUCCGAUGACUGGGGAGUUGCGCUUGACUAAAUCCUUGUUGCCUCAUCAUGACUCGGACACUUUUCUAUCUGGUCCACAACCCAGACGAGUGCGUACUUCGUGGUCUCCCGAGCAUCGCAUUUUGGUAUCUGCCACAGACAACAACAAAUACGUUUCUAGAAGUAACCACACUCAAGUGAUUGUUCGUAUAGUCCCUGGACCCGGUGAUAUCGAUGCCCCACCACCUGAGUUUACUUCUCGUCAUGUGGUGCAUUUUACUGUCAAUGAGAAUCUGCCUCCUGGAUAUAUUAUUGCAUCCCUUGGUCACUUUUUGACUCCUGAGUCGGCAGUUUAUGGAUUCAUACAGUUUGACCUCAUUAGCAGUGAGCCAGUUGGCACAUUCGACAUGCAAGGCCUAACCCAACAUGGUAUCCAAUCUCAAGCGACUUCCGAUCUCGACCUGUUUCAAGUGGCAUCCAGCACUGGAUUCCUGGUCACAGCGGUUCGUUUGGAUAGGGAACAACAUGGGGACUUUCAUCGUCUUCUUGUGCAGGUGCGCGGAGCACAUGGUAUCCGGAGGAGAGUACGCGAUUAUUUAGUUGUCGAGAUCCAGAUUUUGGAUGUGAACGACAAUCCUCCCGCCAUUUUAUCACCGCGGUACAUUAGAGGUUGUGUCUUCGAGGAUGCACAACCGGGAUCCCUGGUCUUACAAUCUUGUACCGAGGUACCCAUCGGGAGUAGUAGUUUGCAGCGCAGUCCAGUUCACUUUUAUGCCUUUGAUCCUGAUCUGGGUUUGAAUGGUCGUAUCAAGUACGAAUUAAUUGAACCGUACACUGAAGACGUAUUUUCAAUAUUCUCCAUCGAUCACGCUAAUGGACUACUCCGUUUAAGCACCAGUGCGUCUUUGGAUCGUGAAUCAAUGUCGCACUAUCAGCUGACGCUUCAGGUCUCGGACUCUGGUUCACCUCCUCUCACCGCUAACAGUUUGAUCCGUAUCGAGGUAGAGGUUCUGGAUGUGAACGAUUGUCCGCCAAUUUUCAGCGAAUUAUUUUACACUUCAACUCUUAUACUACCCACCUAUCCCUCUGAAUUGAUCGCACAACUGCAGGCGGUUGAUCCCGACGUGAAUGACUCAGUAUCUUACCGGUUGGCGGACAACGUUUGGUCUACUUAUUUCACUGUGGAUUCCCACACGGGACGCCUACUUGUCGCUCCAAAUUCUUCUUUACUCAACCUGCAUUCAUUGUUUGUGGAACGGACCUACUUGUUGGUCGUCGAGGCAUUUGAUACCCACUUGCCACACCCACAUGUCACCCGUGCUAAUGUCACUGUGUUUGCACAAAUUUCACCUGACCUUCGCGGGCCGGGUCACACGUUAAUUGUUGAUCCGGAGGACGGACUUGACGUCAGUUUUCCGGAGCAUUACAAUGGUAACGAACCGCUCUUUCUUGGUCAACUUUCCGUUCGAGACGCUCCUGUUGGUGCCAUUCACAAAUUUGUUGUCUUGACUCCUUCUUGUGGAGUCACUGUGGAUCGUUCAACUGGCGCCGUGUUGGCUACCGGCGACCAACCUGAUUGCGUCUUGGAUCGUGAAGUCACACCUCAUCUCACAUUACACAUACUUGUGAGAGAUAUGCACCACCGGAUUGGUCGGACCACAGUCCGAGUGCAUCUAUUAGAUAUCAACGAUCAUGCUCCGUUGUUUGUCGGUGCACCUUAUCAUAUUGUGUUUUGUCUUAGCCCAAGCUUUGAUGACCGACCCAGUUCCGGAUCCAAGUCACAUUGCCAACAAAACAACUUCAGCGUGACUGCCGUGGACAUGGAUGAUGGUAUCAAUGGUUCGUUCACAUUUCACUUGGAGAACAUCCAUCCUCGUGUUGAACCUCCGUUGAUAGCCGUCGACUCUCAGACUGGUCAGUUGAAGCUGCUACGUCACAUACCACCGGAUUGGACUGGGCGCCAGUUGGACGCCUCUGUGGUUGCAAUAGACGGAGGCGGGUUGUCCUCGACGGCUUCCAUCACCAUCCAACUGGUGUUUGCUGACGGGCCACGGUUUCUGGCCCCACACUACACUGUUUCCAUACCUGAAUCUUCUCAAAUUGGUGAGGCUGUAACAACUGUGGAGGCGACCAGUGCGAGUCCGUCUGCCAGUCUGAUUUAUCGUCUAACCAGCAUUAAAGUGGAAAAUAGCUCUUCUGGUUCCGAGCGUAAAAGCUGGUCAUCCAUUGAUCUUGCUGACAGCCCAUUCACUUUGGAAUUCAACACAGCUUAUCUGAACACAGGUCCCUGCUUAGUCAGACUCAUAAGACCGCUGGAUUACGAGUCAGCCUCCAACUAUGUCUUGUUGCUAGAAGUUUUGGACACAUCGACCGGCCUAACAGCUCGUGCCUACUUAUCAAUCAAUGUGACGGAUGUGAACGAUGUGGCGCCCCGUUUCCUCGUACCCGAACACACGUUAUUUGUCUCCGAGAACGAAAACGCGCAGCAUGCUCUGCUCUUACUUGUAGCUAUUGACCCGGACACUGGCUACGGCGGACAGGUCAUGUACACGCUGGAAGCUCACGGCUCCGCUACUAGCGAAUCCAGUUUGCCAUCUCCGCUGAACAAGGAAUACAUCAAUUCCUUGUCUUACUUCGCUUGCGAUUCCGAAACUGGGUUACUUACGCUUGCUCGCAAACUGGACUAUCGAGUCGCUUCAACUCAUCGCUUCUGGGCGGUUGCUACCGAUCGAGGCGCGAUUCCUCUGAGUUCGAGGAUACCCAUCACGAUUCACGUAUUGGACCACAACGAUCACCCGCCUCAAUUUGAUUUCUCCGAUUCAUUGGACAUAGUUGACUGCAGACUGUUUGCCAGUUUGGACCCGCGCGCCGCUCCCGGUACGUUUGUUAUGCGUGUGUUGGCUAGCGACGCCGAUGUAAAUGAUACUCUGAGUUAUCGCGUGCUGCCGUCGGACACAGGGCACACUGACUAUUUUCGUCUCCGACCGGAUGAUGGUGUCCUGCUUUGGGCUCCGUUUCGCACGCUCGAUGGGAAAGUUUCUCAGCAUCCUCUAGCUGGCAUUCCAGCAUGGCACAGCUUCAAUGACUCUUUCCAUCACUCUGUUUCCAUCGCUCCGUUCCAGGAUGAAUCUUUUUUCUUCGAGGUUGAGGUCACCGACGGGCUACAUCUCAGCAAAUGCGAAGUUCACAUUGAGUUAGGUUCUGUUAAUUGGGAGUCUCCAAAGUUCCCUGCACCGAACGUUGAAGUCUGGAAUAUCCCUGAAGUUACAACUCAUCUUGGACGUAUUCAACUCGCCUCAGAUGCGGAUCGUGGAGACUACGGCAAAGUGACGUAUACGCUCGUUGGUGGACAUGACCGGGAUGUGUUCCGUUUGGACUCUUUCACAGGUGAUCUUCGUGUGUUGGAGCCACUGGAUCGUGAAUCCAUAGACCACUAUGUUUUGAUGAUCCGCGCCUCUGACGGUGGCAAUCUGUUCGAUUACAUGACUUUAGACUUGCACAUCUCAGACGUGAACGACAAUCGGCCUGUGUUUUUGCAGCCCAGCUACGAAAUCACUUUGUUUCCACAUGAAUACGAUCCGCUGGUGCCCCAUUUUCCAUACCGCACGUCGUUGUGCGUCCAAGCGUCAGAUGCUGACAUGGGGUCAAAUGCACAGCUCGUUUACCGCAUCUUUCGCCCACCUAUCUCCUCUCUGAACUACGACUUAGACAAUGGUGCCUCGCUGUUUACUCUCGACUCGGAGACUGGAUGUCUAUCAUUAAACGUUGCACUGUCCAACAGUACCGAUGAGAUCCAUCUUUUUGCUGAGGCUUGCGACACUCCAACGGACCAAACUUCCGGCGUCCUUUGCUCCAACCCAGUUGGCAUUGUUGCACGGUUGGCUAAACGGAGUCCCAGUUUCAUCGCACACGUUACGUGUUCAUCUUUACCCAUCUUCGAAGACGACUUUCUACUGGAUCGCAACGUCGCCGCAUGUCACGCGCAUCCAGCUAACGCCACCGGAUCUUGGUCACUUGCUUACACUGUCUCUAAGUCGGGCGUGCAAGUGGCUGCCUUUCGCAUAGAUCCCUUAUCUGGGCAACUGUACAACACCAAGCCCAUGGACUAUGAGACCGGGCACUGUUAUCACAUCGGUGUCCAGUUUGAACUCUCUGACGUUUCACCUCUCCUACUCUUGCGCACUGAGCUACGAAUUGACGUCAUAGAUACCAAUGAUUGCUCCCCUGUGUUUGACUCGGCCAUUUACACUGUGCGCAUCUCGGAAGACGCACCAAUUGACUCCCAUCUCAUUCGUGCAUUCGCACGUGAUGCGGACUUGCACGGUGAUGAUACCAUCACGUAUUCGCUGUGGCCGUUGUCCGUGUCAGAAUCAGAUUUAGCCGAUCUGUUCACUGCGCACCCAUUCAGUAUUGAGGCGCGUCUGAAACAGCUCAACUAUAACAACGGAGAACUGGAGGCGCUUCGCGAUCAAUUUGAAGUGCACUCAAGCGGUUGGGUCACACUGAAAUCAUCACUCGAUUACGAAAGUUCCCGGGAACACAAGUUCAAGAUCGUCGCAUCCGAUUCUGCCGGCCACUGGAACUCAAGCGCCGUGAUUGUAACUGUGAUAGAUGUGAACGAUAAUCCUCCUCAUUGGCCUUUGAAAGAAACAUCGGAUGACUCACUGGAGGAUAUAAUAUUUUCUGAUGUUCUGCGUCGUCAGAUUCUUCAGGCUAACAUAUCCAUAGCUGAAAAUUGGUUUUUGGAAUCGAACUCGUCCAUCUACCAGUUAUAUAUCGUCGAUCCAGAUGUGGAUGUGCCAUCCACGCCCACUUUCUCUCUAUUUCCCGAAUCGAGCAACUCCUUUUUUUCUGUCUCUCGUUCUGGCGCCGUCCAUCUUAGACGUCCUCUUGAUCAUGAAUUGGUGUCCAGCUAUGCAUUGAAAUUUCAAGCGUCAGACGGAUUGUACGUCACGAAAGAUUCCUUCGUCCUGCACAUAGACGUUCUCGAUGCGAAUGACAAUGCGCCGGUUUGUAUGGAGCCCGAGCGUGAUCUGACCCUUCCUGAAGACACUCCUCAAGGAACUAUCGUUACUCGAGUGGUAGCUAUCGAUGCGGAUGGUGAUCAGGGUAAUUCAAACCUUGUUUUCAAAAUGGCUUCUGGGACUGAUGACCUUUUCGCAGUGGAUCCAUCCACUGGAGUUGUUCGUUUACAAGGCUCCUUGGACUUCGAAACAAAGCGCUCGCACGAAUUUUCCAUUAGAGUCGAGGAUGAUGGACAGUUUAACUGUUUGUUCCUCGUCCGUUUGCUUGUGCUUGAUGUCAACGACAACCCACCCAAGCUCGACCCCAUAUUUAUCAACCCUGUGCCAGAGGACGUCCCAGUUGGAAGUUUGAUAGGAAAAAUUACCGCUCGUGACCUUGAUUUUGUUGACACCGGGCGUCUGUAUUACAGUCUCCGUUCCUCUCAUGAAGCUAGCUUUAGCAUCGAGCCGCACACCGGAUUGCUUAAAGUCAGUCGUAGUUUGGAUCGUGAGACGACCGACAUUCAUAAACUCACCGUUGUAGUUACUGAUGGUUUCCGCUCACCUGCUGUCACCAAUCCAUCUUCUCAAUUCACGUCGACCGCUUCGUUUACUGUGCGCCUCUUGGAUGUCAACGAUUCACCCCCACAAUUUGUGAACACUUCCUCGCAUAAAAUACGAGUUUCGGAACUGGCGCCCGUGGGCCUUCAUCUACUUCGCAUUGAGGCAGUCAGUUUGGACGAGGGUAUGAACGCCGUGAUUCGUUACAAACUGCUGACAAACCAACCAGAAUUCUCACUAAAUGAAACCACAGGAGAUCUACUGCUGGUGUCUGCGCUAGAUCACGAACACAUUCCGUCCUACUUUCUCACUGUGGAAGCGCGCGAUCAGGGAUCUCCUCCACUCAGCACGACAGCGGUCAUUGUGGUUAAGGUGGUUGACGAAAACGACAAUAGGCCCCAGUUUGUGGGCCAACAACCCGUUCCCACUGAUCUACUGGCGGAGGAUUUUACUGACUCUGAAAUCCCAAACGAGCUAAUUCCGCUUCUGCGGCAUUAUUAUUCGUUUAAUGUCGUCGAAAACAGUCGCACCGGGACAAUUGUGGGAAAAGUGAAAGCAGUGGAUGCGGAUGACGGAGAAAAUGGAAGGCUCCUCUAUCGACUGUCCACUUUGAACAUCACACCCCUGUUUUCACACAUUCACCAAUCCGCCUCUAUCAAACGAAUGUUACUGACCACUUCGGAAGCACAAUCUUACUUCAGUAUAGCUGCAGACUCAGGAGAGAUUGCUCUGUUGUUCGAACCAGAUCGUGAAUCUUUGGCUGAAUUGUGGCUAGCUGCUACAGUUUUCGACCAUGGGACACCGCAUGCGUUCACUGCCGACACGCUGAUCCGCAUCCGUGUGCUUGACGUUAACGACUGUCCCCCGGUGUUCGAUAGACCCAGUUACGAAUUCACCAUACGGGUUGAUCGCACAGGAACCGUCAGCGAGUGCUUCGAAGUGCAGCCUUCCGUUCAUAAAGCAAUAGAAACCACAUGUGGGCAAGCAAUUGGCGGUCGCGUUUUGAUCGCACAGCUACGGGUGACCGAUGAAGAUUCCAACCCGAACGCUGGUCCUUUCACGUGUCAGCUGAUAUUCGCAGGUGCCCCGCAAAUCAUGGUGGACCCUAUGCAUGUUGGCCAUUUGUUUUUUGUGCGAAACGUUUCGUCAGCUUCGAAAAACCUCACCGCAGCCAAGGAGACUCAUCACUCAGGAGAAUGUCUCUUGUAUGCUGCUGACCGACUACCAAUAGGAAGUCAAAGUUUGGUUCUACGUGCAAAUGACAACGGCCUAACCGCAUUGCACACGACCGUGACUGUGACUGUCCACGUCGUUAGACUGGAUAAUCUCCCCCCGGAAAUUGUCAAAGGAAACGCCACUCUCACUUAUUAUCGGGGAACUCAGUUUCUGCCGCAACCUGCAUCCACCAGCGUCUCAGCUUCUUCCGCCCACUCAUUUACGGAUGUUGUUGUUGCACGCGUGAUCGUUGAGGGCAAAACUGCUCACGACCGCCUCACUUUCGAAUUGUUGCCUGGUAGCUCAGCAUCUGGCCUUUUUCGUGUUGAUAAAUAUGACGGCUCUAUACGGACUACCUACUCUCCUACUGCGCAUUUGUCCGCUACCGCCGGGACAGAAUCUGGCUCCGCCACUCCCACUUUCUAUGGACCACCAGCCACAUCCUUCAGUCAUCUCGACUCUGGCCUCUAUCCCGUUCGUGUUCGUGUGUCCAAUGGAUCGUUAGCUUCUGAGGAGACUCUCUUUAUUCAAGUGAUAACAAUUACGGACGACAUGAUGGAGUCUGCCGUAAUUGUUCGGAUAUCCAAUCUGUUGCCAAGCCUAUUUUACAUGGAGAAUUAUGAUAGACGCCUGCGUAUACGUCUUGCGUCGUCCUUGUUUCCAAGUUCACAUCAGCUCGGUUCUUCGAGUGUUGAAAACUCUAUCUCCCGGACCGAGGACGUCUACAUACUGGCCGUCCAGGAAUCUGAUCCUUUGUUACUUGGUUCGGGCUCAGCGCUCCGUCGAACCCCGCGAAGUCUAGGUCGUUCCAUAGACGUUCUGAUUGCAGUUUAUGAUUCGGAGCAUCGCGAGUUCAUUACCCCUCGCGCAAUCUCAGAGGCCGUGACUCGCGUGUCAACAUCCAUCUCCGCUGAGUUUAAUGGUCAAGUGGAAGUAAUCUACGAUGUGUGCACCUUGCAGUUCUGUCCACGCGGCCGUUGCGUCACACGCAUUGCAGUGGACCCCCACGGCCUCAUGAAUCGGAUUGAAAUUCACCGUGUGAGUCAGGUGUCUCCUCGAUUCACCAUGUUUCCGACGUGCCUGUGUCCGCCACAUUUCACCGGCCUGCGUUGUGAUAUCCCCUCGGACUCGUGUGCGACUGCCACGUGUCCCGCCCCUCGUAUCUGCAUUCCACGGGACAGAAAGUCACAUGUUUGUGUGUGCCCGCCACCACGAACAGGACCGAACUGCGAAUCUGUCCAGCCUAUCGUUGGUCAACAGGACUCAUGCUACACGGAGCAGUGCUUCAACGACCGUGAAUAUGGCCCUCUGCAAUUUGACGGGGGUUCGUUCAUUCACUGGGAAUUGAUAAAUCCCGAACAUGAUCGUUUCGAAUUAGCCUUUCGGUUUAGAACUCGUCAACGUGCUGGAACUCUAGUCGCAGUCCGUUGGAAUGCUUUACGAACGUUCCACAUUCGUCUGGCCACCGGAGGGCGGUUGGUGGUGUCCUCUACAGGAUUGAACGAUGGGUUGUUCUCAUCCGACUGGCUAGUGUCUGCAACACCAUUGUCAGAUGGGCUUUGGCAUCAUAUUCGCUUGGUCCUCAUUACAACGGACCAACACAUCGUACAAGAUUUGGCUACUAUUCUAUUCCACGUACCUGAAGACUCCGCAUCUCGAAGGGUCAUUAAAAAUCCACCAUACAAACGGUGGUGGGUCGAGCUAACUGUUGACGGGAUUCAGCCGCGUUCAGCCUUCAUACACUGGGAGUUGAGUGACCCAAGGAUGGUUGGCAUUUUGUUGGGAGCUGAUCCUGUGCGGGGAUUCGGUCCCUUGGCUCCACGUCUCCCGCUCACGGCCGCUCCCAUUUUGACAAGCACACCACAACUCGGCCGUCGGGCAGUGAAUUAUACAACAGAUGAGCUGGUUGUUUUGCGUUCAGGAAUCGUUGGUUGUUUUCGUGACAUUCGAAUCAACAAGCGCCAACCACCUUAUCAGUUCAAUUUUCAAGUGUCUGUUGCCAGAGCGCUUUCUGAAAGUACGCCGUUUACCGACACAUCAAAUGUACUGCUUAUGCGCGCUCACCAGCUGAUCUAUGGAUGCGACCCUUCUGCGACCGUCUCCGGCCCAUGUGCUUCUGGGCCGUGUCUUCAUGGGGGCUCUUGCGUUCCGAAAGUGCAGCGAAACUCAACUAUUCCCUAUAUCUGUCACUGCCCUGCUUUGUUCCGGGGCCAUCAAUGUGAACGUACUAGUGAUGCUUGUCUGCUUAAACCUUGUCAAAACGGCGGAAGCUGCCAAACUCUUUUUAGCCCCACAACUUCCCAUACUUCAACCGACUCGGGCCUCGCUGCUUAUCGCUGCGUUUGUCCUGUUGGCGUUUCCGGUGUUCAUUGUGAAGAAAUGCGUGACGGCCUUGCUCACAGCGGGGGCGAUUCAUCGUCACGCUAUGUUCAAACAAAAGUAGGCAAACCGGCAUGUUUCGCGGCUCAUCUGGUCCUCCGCCAUUCUCGUCUGCGUACAACCUAUCCAUCGUCUAAGGCAACGCCUUUGAGUCACUCCGAUGUGUUUUCGCUACCGGAUUUUAACAACGAACCCGUUUGUUUGAACGGGGGCGAGUGCCUAGAUUCUACAACUGGCGCAUACUGUUCAUGUCCCCUCGGCUGGCAGGGUGCCCGUUGUGAGCACGAUGUCAACGAAUGCGAACUAACUGAGUACUUGUUUUCCAACCAGAACUACCUUCACAUCACUCAUUUAACGCAUCCUCAAUGGGCUGAAUCACAUGGUUUCACUUCUAGUAAUCUCUGCAGUUCCUAUGAGGUCGGCCGGGGGAUUUGUGUCAACACUCCUGGUUCCUAUCGGUGUAACUGCACUCUCGGUUUCACCGGCCGAUAUUGCCAGACUAAGAACCUUAUCCAACUGACUCCGGACACAAAUGUGUUGGGUCUCACGCAGCUCCAUGUGUAUGUCAUUGUCAGUGUGUUGGCCUUCCUCUUCCUGGCAGCUCUGACUAUCAUAGUAAUCCUGGCAUGUCGGGCUCGUGGAUUUACCGGCUCGUCCCUAGAGCAUGAUGAUAGAGGCAACAAAUUGGCCACUUCCUACCUUUGGUCUUCCGGGAGCAAACAGUGUCUACAACACAAAUCAACCGGCCAUUAUUCUGUAUCCCGUUUACACCCGUAUGGCCACUCUGAUUCUGGUAACUUUCUUGGUGUUCCAUUUAGAUCCGCUAGUCCUGGGCGCAUUUUGCAUUCUCAUCGGAUGGGUACCAACGCAAGUUCCCAUGGGUUUUCAUCAUGUGGUGUCGCUCGUCGUCGACCUUCUCUUGUCUCCUCCACUUUUACCUUUCCGGUCAACGGCAAUGGUAGCACAACCGCCCUUCUAAGUUGCCCCGUGAAUAAUAACAUGAAACACGAUAGCGAAAGCAGCGCUGACCCGACUUUGACCGACUACAUGGAUCGGGACGACUGUUCUACUACUGACGCUUCUCGCUUGUUGCUAUAUCCAUCUUCAGGUGGUGACCCGGUGCCCGUCGUAAUGAUGAUGUCCCCAUCUGCUGGUAACCGUACCAAUCUGUUGUCUCGCUAUUCUCCUUCGUCAUCGGUUGUUUACUACGGACCUGCACCGUUUCUUGGCAAUGAUGCCCCUCCAAAUCAUGGCAGCUCUUCAUACAUAGGAUAUAACCUUGAGCCGCCAGGUUCAGCCUGCGUCCCUUCUCGUCAGAGACACUCCGCUUUACCUGUGGCAUUUUACCCCUCUGGACCUUUACAUCCUGUCGUCGGUCUAAAUCCGGCUCAAUCACAAUUGUACGGGUUGAGACCUGGUUCCGUUGUUGGCUCUGAUAAGCUAUCUCUGGGCUCUGGUAGCGACCGAUUCUCUGCCCAUAGCAGUCAAGUUCUGAUGCAACCUGCAAACGGAGUGCCCGUACCGUUCAGUUAUCAAUUGGGCCACCCCCAACUGCAACAGCAAGUGUCUUAUCCUGGUUAUCCGGUGAAUACAUACGACAGCUUUUCGCUGGAGCAAUUUGAGAAACCUUCGGAACGGGCAGCCACCGAAGCAGCGACGCAAACUCUUCGCGCAAGCGACCCCUACUUUGGUACAGCCAAUUCGCACCUCGAGAAUUUCACAACCUCGGCACUGUCGCAUUCUAUUACACCAGGCUGCACUCAGUACUCCAAACCAAGACCACUCCCUGCCAAUUUGCACCAUUUAAACCAUCUCAAUCAUUCCGUCGACGCUCACGAUGCAGCUUCUACCACCGCCUCAAAUGGGACGUACAACUGCGAUUCCUCGCUUGACAACGAAGCAACACCAAAGCUGUGUAGACCGAGAUCGAGCAUACCCACAGAUGAUCAAACUUUGAGGCGUCCAGAAUCGCCUUCAUUGCUCGACCAAAAGUCAAUAACCUAUACCUCUCAGUCACAUUGUCCUGAACUGGCACGGUCUGAUGCUGCUGAUUCUGAACCCAAAGUACUUACCUUCGAUUCCGACCGCUCUCUGUUUGCAAAGCAGCACGGCGCAACGAAACUGUCUGAAUAUGGUCAACAAUCUUCCCAACCAUCUCCCAUGAACCACUCUGAUGAUGUCAAACCCUUCUUCAACGGAUCAGGAACGGACUACGACUCCAAUACCGUUUGCUAAAGCAUCGAGUGCUGAGGUGGAUGGCUUCGUCCGCUCAUUUUUCUGAUCGACACUCAAGUUCUUACUUUCACUGUGUUCUUGGUCAUACUCUGUCCAAAAAUCCUACACUUUCGACACAUAUCUUCCCGUUCGUUUCGCUGUCACCCCUUGCCCCCACGUAGGUGCUUGGCGGUUGCACGAUCUGCAUUCGUCGCCUAUCAGGUGUUAUAUCUCGCCAUCGCAUUUCGGCUUUGACUCACUUUCCCACCCUCUCUUUCAACCGGUUCUCAAUGCAAUAUUGGCUUAAUCUAGUCUUGUUCUCAUCCUGAUGUCACUCGAACAAUGAGCUCCAUUUUUUUCAUUGGAGCUUUCUGUGCAUAACAGACACGAAAAUUUGCAUUUUGUUUUUAUUGACGACAAAUUUUUUAGGCUUGAAUAUGCAGUAACCGAUUUUUAUCCGAUUUUGUCCCUGCAUUGCGCAUUGCUUAAAUUUAUUGUUUCAUAUGCAUACAUUUCAGAUAUAGUGAGUUUGACUCUUAUUAAAUCCGCCAACGUUGUCACUAAAACUGCUGCGGCCACUUCUUCAUUUGUACAUUAUGAUUUUGUGACAACAAACUCAUCCUCUGUCUCGAU